Molecule: messenger RNA, 2479 nt
Organism: Tinamus guttatus (white-throated tinamou)
Lineage: Eukaryota; Metazoa; Chordata; Aves; Tinamiformes; Tinamidae
Source: RefSeq, a predicted model, not a curated record
AUGGAUGUACCCCACUCAUGUUGGCAUCUCUACGCGUGGGCAGCUCUGACAUCAGCGAGGAUGAUGAGGACGCGGAAGAUUCCUCGGCAAAUAUAAUAACGGACCUGAUCUAUCAGGGUGCCAAUCUGCAAGCCCAAACAGACCGUACUGGGGAGAUGGCACUGCACUUAGCAGCCCGUUACUCAAGAGCAGAUGCUGCCAAGCGGUUGCUGGAUGCCGGUGCAGACGCCAAUGCACGAGACAACAUGGGCCGGACUCCCCUGCAUGCAGCUGUAGCUGCUGAUGCACAGGGUGUUUUUCAGAUCUUGAUCCGUAACAGAGUGACAGACUUGGACGCCCGGAUGAAUGACGGAACAACCCCGUUAAUUCUGGCUGCGCGGUUGGCUGUGGAAGGGAUGGUGGCCGAGCUGAUCAACUGCCAGGCAGAUGUGAACGCAGUGGAUGACCAUGGUAAAUCUGCUCUUCACUGGGCUGCUGCUGUCAACAAUGUGGAAGCAACACUGGUGCUGCUGAAAAAUGGAGCCAACAGAGACAUGCAGGAUAACAAGGAGGAGACACCGCUUUUGCAAGGCAGUUUUGAAGCAGCAAAGAUCUUGCUAGACCAUUUUGCCAAUCGGGACAUCACAGACCACAUGGAUCGCCUGCCCCGGGAUGUGGCCCAGGACCGGAUGCAUCAUGACAUAGUGCAGCUCCUGAAUGAGUACAACGUCGCGCACAGCCCUGCUGGGCACCCAGGUGCCAUGCUGAACUCUGCCCUCUCCCCAGUCAUUUGUGGUCCAAACAGGUCAUUCCUCAAUCUGAAACAUGCCUCGUUAAGCAAGAAGUCACGCAAACCGAAUGCCAAGGGCAUCAUACCCACGAACCUCACCAAAGAUGCCAAGAGGAGAAGGAAGAAGUCCCUCAGCGAAAGCAAAGGGCAAUUUUCAGAGAGCUCAGUGACCUUGUCACCAGUUGAUUCCCUAGAAUCACCCCAUGCUUUUGCAUCUGAGCCAACAUCUUCGCCUGUGAUGCCUUCGCCGGGGGUGCUACACUCGUCCCCCAGCUCCCUGCUGACUGCCCCGUCAGUGCAGGCCGCGCAUACGAUGUCCUUCUCCAACCUCCACGAGAUGCAGCCCUUGGGACGCGGAUCCGGCACCGUGCUCCCUUCUGUGAGCCAGCUGCUUUCGCAGCACAGAACCACCCCUCCGAACAGCGGGCUCGGCAGGCUCCGGACGGCCAAUGUUUCCACCGAGUGGAUGAAUCGUAUGGAGAUGAAUGAAUCGCAGUACAAUGAGAUGUUUGGCAUGGUGCCCCAGGUGAUGCAUUCACACCCCAGCGCUUCUCAGCAGAGCAGCUUAGUUCAAGCAGAUGCAAAGCACUUGGGAGUUUCCAGGGAGUCUCUGCCCCCUAUCAUGACUUUCCAGCUGGUUCCCAAGGGCGGCAUAAACCAGCAAGCACUGCCACAGCAGGCUCAACCAAACUGCGCUCAGAACAUGGCAGCUCCUCUCAGCUCCAUGUACCAGAUCCCGGAUUUAGCUCAGCUGCCCAGCGCCUCCUUCUCCAUGGCUGCCAUCCCUCAGCAGGACGGGCAGGUGGCGCAGACCAUCCUCCCGGCCUACCACCAGUUCCAGAGCUCCAUGGGGAAGUACCCGACGCCGCCGUCGCAGCACAGCUGCUACUCCUCGGCCACGGAACGGACUCCUAGCCACAACCGGCACUUGCAAGGGGAGCACCCGUACCUGACUCCAUCACCUGAGUCUCCGGACCAAUGGUCAAGCUCUUCCCCACACUCUGCCUCCGACUGGUCCGAUGUGGCGACAAGUCCUGGUAACAACCAGCGUGGGCCGGCGGCCGCUCACAUGUCCGAGCAGCAGCGGAACAACAUGCAGGUGUAUGCCUGAGGGCCGGCCACGAGGAAGACGAGCAAGUGGACUCCAGAACUGAUGAAGGUCUUCCAGAUGGAAAUGAAGAACCAUUUUAAUAUCCAAGAGUCUUAAUGAGCCCAGGCUUUUCUCACUGGAAGGACUGUGGUUGCCGUAGGCUUUUAUGCUUUCCUAAACAGAGAAUUGUAGAAGCUGGUGAUGGAGAAGACCUGUUGGGUCACUUCUAACCAAGUCCCUACCACCUAGGAUGUGAUUGCUGCCUCCACUGGAUUCUCCAGUCUGCUUUUAAGUAUAUUCCACCGUUUCCUUGAGGCAACAGCUCUUCAGGUUAAUGCAUCUUACGGUCAUUUCUCCAGAAAUGUAGCCAAAACCAGCUUUGUGUUUUUGUUACUCCUUUUGUUACCUACCUAAUCUCUUUCUGAAGCACCUUCUGCUAGUUCUUCUUGAGCUCAAGUUGCCUUGUCUUGACUCAGCUCAGAGCUGCACCCACAUUCCUACACCCCUCUUCCUCAUGGCUCCUCUUGCUCAGCAAGCAAGCCAGACUUCCCGAAACGCCUACAGGUCAAGUGACUGGACCCAUCACCUUUGGUCCUGCAGCCUCAGCCUUUCCCCUUCAA